Messenger RNA from Talpa occidentalis (Iberian mole), 6359 nucleotides. It is a transcript of the gene EML6, whose product is annotated as EMAP like 6. Gene Ontology annotation, molecular function: microtubule binding. Lineage: Eukaryota; Metazoa; Chordata; Mammalia; Eulipotyphla; Talpidae. The record is from RefSeq and is a predicted model, not a curated record. The transcript has 33 exons. Bases 14 to 4582 code for a protein of 1522 amino acids.
GGGUCGGCUUAUCAUGGCGGAUCGGACGGCUCCCAGCUGCCAGCUCCGGCUGGAGUGGGUGUACGGGUACCGGGGUCACCAGUGCCGCAACAACCUGUACUACACGACCGGCAAGGAAGUCGUCUACUUUGUGGCUGGGGUCGGGGUGGUUUACAACACCCGAGAGCACAGCCAGAAAUUCUUCUUGGGACACAACGACGACAUUAUCAGUCUUGCCUUACACCCAGAUAAAAUUCUCGUUGCAACUGGCCAAGUCGGGAAGGAGCCAUACAUAUGCAUAUGGGAUUCCUAUAACGUCCAGACUGUGUCUAUUCUUAAAGAUGUCCAUACACAUGGAGUUGCCUGUCUGGCUUUCGACUCAGAUGGACAGCGUUUAGCUUCUGUGGGAUUGGAUGCCAAAAACACAGUCUGCAUUUGGGAUUGGAGGAAGGGAAAACUUUUGGCCUCAGCCACUGGCCACUCAGACCGGAUUUUUGAUAUUUCCUGGGAUCCAUAUCAGCCAAAUAGAGUGGUUAGCUGUGGAGUAAAACACAUAAAGUUUUGGACGCUAUGUGGAAAUGCCCUGACUGCAAAAAGAGGGAUUUUUGGCAAAACGGGGGAUCUUCAGACCAUUCUUUGCCUUGCAUGUGCCAAAGAAGACAUCACCUACUCUGGUGCUUUAAAUGGCGACAUCUAUGUCUGGAAAGGGCUCAACUUAGUACGCACCAUUCAAGGAGCACACAGUGCUGGAAUCUUCAGCAUGUAUGCUUGUGAAGAAGGCUUUGCUACUGGUGGACGAGAUGGGUGCAUAAGAUUAUGGGAUACUGAUUUCAAACCAAUAACAAAAAUUGACCUCAGGGAGACAGAACAAGGAUAUAAAGGCCUCUCUAUCAGGAGUGUGUGCUGGAAAGCUGACCGACUGCUGGCAGGAACCCAGGACAGCGAGAUAUUUGAAGUAAUUGUGAGAGAACGAGACAAGCCAAUGCUGAUCCUGCAAGGCCACUGCGAGGGGGAACUUUGGGCUCUGGCCCUGCACCCCAAGAAGCCACUGGCUGUGACAGGCAGUGAUGACCGCUCUGUCAGGCUGUGGAGCCUGGCUGACCAUGCCUUGAUCGCCCGCUGUAACAUGGAGGAAGCAGUUCGCAGUGUUGCCUUCAGCCCUGAUGGAUCUCAGUUGGCCCUGGGCAUGAAGGAUGGCUCUUUCAUUGUUCUCCGUGUCAGAGAUAUGACAGAAGUGGUUCAUAUAAAAGAUCGUAAAGAAGUCAUUCACGAAAUGAAAUUUUCUCCAGAUGGUUCUUAUCUCGCUGUGGGAUCCAAUGAUGGCCCUGUAGAUGUUUAUGCUGUUGCCCAGCGGUAUAAGAAAAUUGGAGAAUGCAACAAGUCUCUUAGUUUCAUUACACACAUUGACUGGUCUUUGGAUAGUAAAUACUUGCAAACUAAUGACGGUGCAGGGGAACGACUCUUCUACAAAAUGCCAUCUGGGAAGCCUUUAACAAGUAAAGAAGAAAUUAAAGGGAUCCCCUGGGCUUCCUGGACCUGUGUGAAAGGCCCUGAAGUGAGUGGAAUUUGGCCAAAAUAUACCGAAGUCACCGAUAUCAACUCAGUGGAUGCAAAUUACAACAGCUCAGUGCUGGUGUCUGGAGAUGAUUUUGGACUGGUUAAAUUAUUUAAAUUUCCUUGUCUCAAGAAGGGGGCCAAAUUUCGGAAGUAUGUGGGUCAUUCUGCACAUGUCACAAAUGUCCGCUGGUCCCACGACUUCCAGUGGGUAUUGAGCACAGGAGGAGCUGACCACUCAGUUUUCCAGUGGAGAUUUAUUCCAGAAGGUGUCAGCAAUGGUCUGCUGGAAACUGCACCACAUGAAGGUGGCACUGAUUCCUACAGUGAAGAAUCUGAUUCAGAUUUAUCUGAUGUACCAGAGCUGGACUCUGAUAUUGAGCAAGAAACUCAAAUCAAUUAUGAUCGCCAGGUUUACAAAGAAGAUCUACCUCAGCUAAAGCAACAAAGUAAAGAGAAAAACCAUGCAGUGCCCUUCCUCAAACGAGAAAAGGCUCCUGAGGACAGCUUGAAACUCCAGUUUAUCCAUGGUUAUAGAGGCUAUGACUGUAGAAACAACUUGUUCUACACACAAGCGGGAGAAGUUGUCUACCACAUUGCUGCAGUUUCUGUUGUGUAUAACAGGCAGCAACACUCCCAGAGGCUGUACCUGGGUCACGAUGAUGACAUUAUCAGCCUGACUAUCCAUCCAGUGAAGGACUACGUGGCCACUGGGCAGGUUGGAAGAGAUGCUGCCAUUCAUGUGUGGGACACACAAACUCUAAAAUGUCUGUCAUUGUUGAAAGGACAGCAUCAGAGAGGAGUCUGUGCACUUGAUUUUUCAGCUGAUGGAAAAUGUCUGGUGUCUGUUGGUUUAGACGAUUUUCACAGUAUCGUAUUUUGGGACUGGAAAAAGGGAGAAAAAAUAGCCACAACAAGAUUUGUGGACUUAAGUUUUCAACUGCUGUGGGUAAAUGCAGUUGUUGCACCUAUGAUAAGAUUUGUGGGGACCCAGGAGAGCAAACUGGUAGACAGUGAGGAGUCAGACACUGAUGCUGAAGAAGAUGGAGGCUAUGACAGUGACGUGGCUCGAGAGAAGGCUGUUGACUACACCACCAAGAUCUAUGCUGUGAGCAUCAGGGAGAUGGAAGGCACCAAGCCACACCAGCAACUGAAAGAAGUUUCAGUGGAGGAAAGACCACCUGUUAGCAGAGCAGCUCCCCAGCCUGAGAAACUCCAGAAGAACAAUAUCACCAAGAAAAAGAAGCUGGUUGAGGAGCUGGCGCUCGACCACGUGUUUGGCUAUAGAGGAUUCGACUGCCGCAAUAACCUGCAUUACCUGAAUGAUGGGGCCGACAUCAUCUUCCACACCGCAGCAGCUGGCAUCGUUCAGAAUCUUGUCACAGGGAGCCAGAGCUUCUACCUGGAGCACACGGACGACAUCCUCUGCCUCACAGUGAACCAGCACCCCAAGUACAGAAACGUGGUGGCCACCAGCCAGAUAGGAACAACGCCUUCCAUCCACGUGUGGGACGCCAUGACCAAGCACACCCUCUCCAUGCUGCGGUGCUUCCACUCGAAGGGGGUGAAUUACGUCAACUUCAGCGCGACCGGGAAGCUGCUGGUGUCGGUGGGCGUGGACCCCGAGCACACCAUCACCGUCUGGCGGUGGCAGGAAGGUGCCAAGGUUGCCAGCCGAGGGGGUCACCUGGAGCGCAUUUUUGUGGUGGAAUUCCGCCCUGACUCAGACACGCAGUUUGUAUCUGUUGGGGUCAAACAUAUGAAGUUCUGGACCCUGGCUGGCAGCGCCCUGCUUUACAAGAAAGGAGUCAUUGGGUCCAUGGAAGCUGCCAAGAUGCAGACAAUGCUCUCUGUGGCCUUCGGUGCUAACAACCUCACUUUCACGGGUGCCAUCAAUGGAGACGUCUACGUGUGGAAGGACCACUUCCUCGUCCGCCUGGUGGCCAAGGCUCACACGGGCCCUGUCUUCACAAUGUACACGACCCUUCGGGAUGGACUCAUAGUGACUGGUGGAAAAGAGCGGCCGACCAAAGAAGGCGGUGCUGUAAAACUGUGGGACCAGGAGAUGAAGCGCUGCCGGGCCUUCCAACUAGAGACAGGACAGCCUGUGGAGUGUGUGCGCUCUGUGUGCCGGGGCAAAGGGAAAAUUUUAGUGGGAACUAAAGAUGGAGAAAUAAUUGAAGUUGGUGAAAAAAAUGCUGCUUCCAACAUUCUGAUUGAUGGACACAUGGAAGGGGAAAUCUGGGGCCUGGCCACUCACCCCUCAAAGGACAUUUUCAUUUCUGCCAGCAAUGACGGCACAGCCAGGAUCUGGGACCUGGCUGACAAGAAGCUGCUAAACAAGGUGAACCUGGGCCAUGCAGCCAGGUGUGCAGCCUACAGCCCCGAUGGCGAGAUGGUGGCCAUUGGCAUGAAGAAUGGAGAGUUUGUCAUCUUGUUGGUGAACAGCCUGAAAGUUUGGGGGAAAAAACGAGACCGGAAAUCUGCUAUCCAAGAUAUCAGAAUCAGUCCUGACAGCAGAUUCUUAGCCAUUGGUUCUUCUGAGCACACAGUUGACUUCUAUGACCUCACGCAGGGCACAAGCCUGAAUCGCAUUGGCUACUGCAAAGAUAUCCCAAGCUUUGUCAUCCAGAUGGAUUUUUCUGCAGAUGGCAAAUACAUUCAGGUGUCAACAGGAGCCUACAAGCGCCAGGUACAUGAAGUCCCUCUGGGGAAACAGGUAACUGAAGCUGUGGUCAUUGAGAAGAUCACCUGGGCCUCCUGGACAAGCAUUCUGGGAGACGAAGUCAUUGGCAUCUGGCCACGAAAUGCAGACAAGGCUGAUGUCAACUGCGCAUGUGUGACCCAUGCUGGCCUGAACAUUGUCACAGGAGAUGACUUUGGGCUGGUGAAGCUCUUUGAUUUUCCAUGCACAGAAAAAUUUGCCAAACACAAGCGUUAUUUUGGUCACUCAGCUCAUGUUACGAACAUCCGUUUCUCUCAUGACGACAAGUACGUGGUCAGCACUGGAGGAGAUGACUGCAGUGUAUUUGUGUGGCGAUGCCUAUAAAUGCCAGAAGCCUCUUAUAUUAUUGCUGCUGCUGCUCCCAUCCAGCAACUGCAUAGGCAGCGACGAGGGGUCCCCCAACACCAGCUGGCUGCUGGGACACGCCCUGAUGCUGCAAGCUGCACAAACUCUUAAGUGUUGGCAAAGUGGUGUGGCUGCUCCCGUCAUCUGGAGUCUCCUAAUGCCAAGAAAGAAGGUCAGUUCUAGAAUGUUCAGACUGCUUGACUCUGAGACUGAAAACUAUGUCCUAACAACAAAAAAUCCUAAUAAUGUAGCCCACAGACAAAAUUAAAAGCCUCAGUUACCCUAAUAUGUAGCUUUUGAUUUGCAUCAAAACUUUUACAGAAGAUGUUUUGCUAUUGUUUCUAUAUACUUUAAAUAAUUCAUUUUUACAAAUAAGUUGAGUAAGACAAUUUAAGUUAGAUGUACCGAAGUACUAGAAAUAUUGAUAGUCUCUGUUCUCCAUAUUUAGCUUUCAAAACCAAAUGAGCCAUGUAUAAAAGUUGAGAAACUUAAUUUUUUAAUGUUUCAUUUGCAAAGUUUUAUAUCCAUGAAGUGCCUUUGAAAGUUUCCAGUUGUGUGGGCUGCUGUCUCACCUCCCACAAAUUAUCUCCUUUCUACAUAUGGUGCUAAAAUUUCAAAACUGAGGAGGGCUAUAGGACCCUUAGCAGAUUCCCAGCGUCACCCACGUCAGGUGUUUAUGUCAAGGCUUCCUAAGUGAGAAAUAUGUUACCCGCUUAGGAAGUGGCGGCUCUAGGGAGGUGAGCAGGAAGGAACGUAAGUUCAGGAGGGAGGAGGUAGAACAGGUUUUUGUUAUGUUUAGUGCCAAACCUACAAAUCCACAAGAGUUCAAAUAAAACAAACCUACUACAAAGUGGAAGCCAAAAAAACCCGCAAGUGGGUGUAGGAGGGUAAUUUGAUUGGUCACAUUAAAUUUAAAAAUGCUAAUAACUGAGGUAACCAACUGCUGUGCUGGGUUGAUCACUCCCAGAGUGAGGGAGACUUGGCUCCACUGAUUUGCUUCAAGUGAACUAUACAGGUCACGUCACGGCUGGAUCAGCUCAGACAGAGUUAAUAAAUCAAGAUUAUAAAUCAAAAUAGUCUAGAGUUGCUCAGAAUUGGCUGGAUGACAGAAUGUGACUUGGACAUUAACCCAGACGUCCCUAGACCACCUCAGUCACACUUUAUGGUUGACCCAGCGGCUGCGGAGGGGCUGCCCGCACACACUGGAUGGCAGGCAGGAGGGACUGGGGCUCAGCACAGACACACCAGUUAGUCUUUAUGGUCAGCGAACUAAAGUUCUGAAUCUUGAGCUACUAUUAGCAGUUCUCUGUUUAGAAAUAUAGAUUAACAUUUACCACAGAAGUGCUUCAGCAUUCCAAAUGGAUUAGGGCGCUCAUUCAGCUAUUUUUAUAUGCCAGUUUAUUAAUAUUAAUGCCUUACAUUAAUCCCCUGGUAUGUUGCUGGGCCCACAACUGGAGUCUGUACACAGUCCUAAUUCUGUUUUCUGUAACCACGUGACUGGUGAUGUGAGGAUGACCAUGUCUGCCUAUAUUGUACCACUGACCUUUCACACUGAUAGGAUCUUGAAUUGAAAUAACCACAUGGAAAAACAAUGAUACAUGUACAACUAUAUCUAAACAGCAAUAGUGUCUGUGUCAAGAAAACUUCUUAAAUCUUAUUUGUAAACAAACAUUUAUAUGUAUGAUUUUAUGUUAAAAUAUUCAAAUACUGGUGCAUGGAUUUAUUUUCAGUUAUCAAAGUAUAAAAAUACAUAAUA